CUCCUCUGUAUAUUCUUGACACUCAAUUGACAGUAGACAGCCAUGCCGGGCGUCCGCAACCUCCUGUUCGCCCUCGCUGGCGCCUCUCUGGCCCCCGCCGUGUUCGCCUCAGAUGCCUCGACAGACAAGUCGGACGUCCACGCCCUCAAGACGGACACCUUCAAGGACUUCAUCAAGGAACAUGAGCUCGUCCUGGCUGAGUUCUACGCUCCCUGGUGCGGCCACUGCAAGGCCCUCGCGCCAGAGUACGAGAUAGCAGCCACCGAGCUCAAGGAGAAGAAGAUUCCCCUGGUCAAGGUCGACUGCACCGAGGAGGCUGACCUCUGCCAGGAGUACGGCGUCGAGGGAUAUCCUACCCUCAAGGUCUUCCGUGGCCUCGAUUCCAUCAAGCCUUAUAACGGGGCUCGCAAGGCUCCAGCGCUCGCCUCGUACAUGGUCAAGCAGAGUCUGCCUUCGGUCUCGAUAGUGACUGCAGAGAACUUUGAGGAGACCAAGGCCCUGGACAAGGUCAUCGUCGUUGGCUUCAUCGGCGAGGAUGACAAGGACUCCAACAAGACUUUCACGGCCCUCGCUGACAGCAUGAGAGAUGACUUCUUGUUUGCCGGAACGAACAGCGCUGAGCUGGCCAAGGCAGAGGGUGUCUCUCUCCCCGGUAUCGUCCUGUACAAGGAGUUCGAUGACCGUAAGGAUAUCUACGAUGGCAAGAUUGAGUCUGAGGCCAUCAAAGCCUUUAUCAAGUCUGCCAGCACCCCUCUCGUUGGCGCCGUUGGCCCAGAGACCUACUCUUCCUACAUGUCGGCUGGCAUUCCUCUGGCAUACAUCUUCGCAGACACCCCCGAGGAACGUGAAAAGUACAGCACCGAGUUCAAGGACCUCGCCAAAAAGCUAAAGGGCAAGAUCAACUUCGCUACUAUCGACGCUAAGGCCUUUGGUGCUCACGCUGCAAACCUCAACCUUGUCCCAGAGAAGUUCCCCGCCUUCGCCAUCCAGGAUACCGUCGGCAACAAGAAGUACCCAUUCGACCAGGAGAAGGAGAUCACUCAGGACGAGAUCACCAAGUUCGUCGAGGGCGUCAUCUCUGGUGAGAUCCAGCCCAGCGUCAAGUCUGAACCCAUCCCAGAGUCCAAUGAUGGUCCCGUCUCCGUCAUCGUCGCCCACACUUACGAGAAGAUCGUCAUGGACGAGGAGAAGGACGUCCUCGUCGAGUUCUACGCUCCAUGGUGCGGACACUGCAAGGCCCUCGCUCCCAAGUAUGAGCAGCUUGGUUCUCUCUACAAGGACAACAAGGAGUUUGCCUCUAAGGUGACCAUCGCCAAGGUCGAUGCCACCGCUAAUGAUAUCCCAGACGAGAUCCAGGGCUUCCCUACCAUCAAGCUCUUCCCUGCUGGCGCCAAGGAUAAGCCAGUCGAGUAUACUGGCUCCCGCACCAUCGAGGACCUCGCCAACUUCGUUCGUGACAACGGCAAGUUCGGUGUCGAUGCCUACGAUGAGGACAAGGUCAAGGAGGAAGGCGGCGAUGUCACCAACAAGCCCAAGGUUGAAACCGCCUCCGAGACCCCCGCUGAAUCCUCCACUAAGACUGCCAAGGACUCCAAGGAGACCGAAGAAGGCCACGAAGAAUUGUAAUUGAACUGUUACUUAUUCCGUCCUUCGUUGGCUUUAUGUAAACUUAUGAUCUUGACGUUUACU
Microsporum canis CBS 113480 is the source of this 1689-nucleotide messenger RNA. Its product is annotated as disulfide-isomerase. Gene Ontology annotation, molecular function: protein disulfide isomerase activity. Bases 43 to 1626 code for a protein of 527 amino acids. Gene Ontology annotation, biological process: response to endoplasmic reticulum stress; protein folding. The record is from RefSeq and is a predicted model, not a curated record. Gene Ontology annotation, cellular component: endoplasmic reticulum. Lineage: Eukaryota; Fungi; Ascomycota; Eurotiomycetes; Onygenales; Arthrodermataceae. The transcript is spliced from 4 exons.